Messenger RNA from Trichomycterus rosablanca, 1917 nucleotides. RefSeq names its product potassium inwardly rectifying channel subfamily J member 19a (gene kcnj19a). NCBI's taxonomy places the organism in Eukaryota, Metazoa, Chordata, Actinopteri, Siluriformes, Trichomycteridae. The coding region runs from base 240 to 1769 and encodes 509 amino acids. Gene Ontology annotation, molecular function: G-protein activated inward rectifier potassium channel activity. Gene Ontology annotation, cellular component: plasma membrane. The record is from RefSeq and is a predicted model, not a curated record. The transcript is spliced from 4 exons. Gene Ontology annotation, biological process: regulation of monoatomic ion transmembrane transport; potassium ion import across plasma membrane.
AGAUCAUCACCAAGGACCAGUUCACCAGGACUUGAACUACUUCUUUCCAGAAUUGCUUAAGAAAAAGUCUGGAAAAUCAGAACUGUACCGGGGUCAAGAACCUCAGUGAAGUAUCAGACAUGAACUGAAUUUCAUGACAUCUGAGGCUGAGAUACCUGAGAAUGAAGUCAGAAACAAGUCUUCUGAUUCCUCAUUAAAAGGUCUCUUUUUCCUGAGUGGGAAAGACAUCUGAAGUUGGCAUGGCUGCCCUCCGAAGAAAGUUCGGCGAGGACUACCACCAGGUCGUAAACCCAACCCGUGGUGGCACGUUUUCGGCUCCUGUAAAGAAAAAGCGACAGCGCUUCGUUGAAAAAAACGGUCGCUGCAAUGUCCAGCAUGGGAACCUGGGAGGUGAGACCAGUCGCUAUCUCUCAGACCUCUUUACCACGCUGGUAGAUUUGAAGUGGCGCUGGAACCUUCUCAUCUUCAUCCUGACCUACACGGUGGCCUGGCUGGUCAUGGCAUUCAUGUGGUGGCUCAUUGCAUAUAUACGGGGGGAUCUGGAGCGCGCCCGAGAUUCAUCCUACACACCCUGCGUCGCCAACGUAUACAAUUUUCCCUCAGCCUUCCUGUUCUUCAUUGAGACAGAGGCCACUAUAGGUUACGGGUACCGCUACAUCACUGAGAAGUGCCCGGAAGGCAUCAUCCUGUUCCUGUUCCAGUCGCUGCUCGGCUCCAUCGUGGACGCCUUUCUUAUCGGUUGCAUGUUCAUCAAGAUGUCGCAGCCCAAGAAGCGCGCAGAGACGCUCAUGUUCAGCCAGGACGCUGUGAUCUCACAACGCGAUGGCAAACUCUGCCUCAUGUUCCGCGUGGGCAACCUGAGGAACAGCCACAUGGUGUCGGCACAGAUCCGCUGCAAGCUCAUUAAGUCUCGACAGACACCUGAAGGCGAAUUUUUGCCAUUAGACCAGUGCGAGUUGGAUGUGGGUUUCGGGACGGGUGCGGACCAGCUCUUCCUCGUCUCCCCUCUAACCAUCUGUCAUGAAAUCAAUCCCAAGAGCCCCUUCUUUGACCUGUCGCAGCGAUCGCUAAUUAACCAGCAGUUUGAGAUAGUCGUCAUCUUGGAGGGCAUAGUCGAGACGACCGGUAUGACAUGCCAGGCACGGACCUCCUACACAGAGGACGAGGUGUUAUGGGGUCAUCGCUUCUUACCCGUCAUGUCUCUGGAGGAGGGCUUUUUCCGUGUCGACUAUUCACAGUUUCACAGCACGUUUGAGGUUCCCACACCACCCUACAGCGUCAAAGAACACGAGGAGAAGCGCUCGCUCCCAUCUCCACUCAUGGUGCCCCACCGUGACCGUGUCUUUUCCGUCAACUGCCUGGAGCUUGGAAAGGAGAAUCUGAAUCUGUCUGGUAGCGCCUCCUGCAGGCUGCCCAGCAAGGUCCAAAGAAUGAGCUCAUCUGGAAAAGACGAUCUGCCCAAAGACGUCCUGCGUCUGAGCUCUCAAGCCUCGGAGAAAGCGUCCAGCACGGGCGAUCUGCCCCUCAAACUGCAGCGCAUGGGCUCGAGUCCGGGCCAAACAGACGACGAUGGUCGCUUUCAUCUCAAAGCUCUUCGAGUGGGCUUUGAACCCAUGACCAUGUCAACUGGAGACCUGCAGCAGAGGAGCUUGCCCCCAAUGUCAUCACCCAUCAACCCUGGUCCUCCACACACACCUCUGCCCUCGGCUGGGCCCAGACUGGGAGAUAAGCUUCCAGCCAAGCUGAGAAGGAUGAACGCUGACCGCUGACCGCUGAGGUCACAUGGACAGAGGAGAGUUGUCUCUCUCUGCUGAUUCUGGAUCAGAAUUAAAUGAGAUUUCAGUGAAAUACGUCUAAUCAGUAUGUAAGAACAACUUCUUUAAAAUAGAGAGUAGGCUUACAUCAAUAACGGUCAGA